Messenger RNA from Phyllopteryx taeniolatus (common seadragon), 8789 nucleotides. RefSeq names its product trichohyalin-like. The coding region runs from base 122 to 8755 and encodes 2877 amino acids. The transcript has 16 exons. The record is from RefSeq and is a predicted model, not a curated record. Lineage: Eukaryota; Metazoa; Chordata; Actinopteri; Syngnathiformes; Syngnathidae.
GGUAACGACAAGAAGAUGGAGGAAAAGGAGCCGGUCAAGAAUCCAGGAUUCCCGGGAGAGUUUUUGGAUUCUGCUUCCUCUGACGGCCAUCCGGUGAUGGACGUGAAAGAAGGAGAGGCCGAUGAGACGGAGGCUUCCGAGAGCGAAGCGGAAUCGCGCCGUCCACAAGCAGAAGCUGACGAAGACGGGCGCGUGCAGGCCAAAACAGAAGAAGAGUCUUCCAAAGGGGAGCCGAGAGACGGCGACGACCAAACGCACCGGACGACGGAGUCGGCGCUGUCGGACGAGGCCGAGCGUCGGGAUCCGAAGACGGAUUCGCCAAGGCAACGGCCGAGGUCAAUUCGGGCAGAAAUCGUCUGGUGAAGAUGUCCAAGAUGGCAAAGCCAACGGGCGCACCGAUGACGUCGGCGCAUCGCGAGCCAAAACGCUCGACGAGGAAGAGGAGCUUUUGGUUUCGCCAUCGGAACCAUCCGGGGAGUUUUUGGACUCAGUCAGCUCGGACAGUUUUGUGGAGAUGGAUUUCAACGGGAAGGAGGAAACUGAGGCAACCAAGAGUGCCGAGUGCAGCCAAGAUGAGUCAGGGAAGGAGUCGUUCGGCGAAGACGCGGGCGGCCGUCUGGCGGAUGACGAGCGAGAACGCAUCCGGCGUGAUGCGGUUCCCGACUCGGGGGCCCGACAAUACGAGGAGGAGCGCAGCUUUGCCGCAACGAACGGCGACAAGAGUCUUUCCUUGGACAAAAGUAGUGAAUCAGCAAAGCAACCGGUACUGAAGUUUGUUCGCUGCAGCGCUUGUGUCCGCCGUGACAACGACAGCGAGGAUCACGAGAAGACUCCCAAGAGCGCGGAGGCCGUCGGCCACUCCGGAGCCAAAGUGGACGACGAGCCCAGCAAAUCGUCCACAGACUCAGCGAUGGCCAUCAGGGAUGGAGAUCUUGCAGAGGAGAUGAGCGAGCUUGAGGUUCAGUCUGACGACCGGCGGCCCGAAUCGCCCCGGCAAGAGGUUUCAGAAAGGGUUUUGGACUCCAGCAAUUCGGGUUUUGAGACAGAGACUAGCAGUAAGAGCGACUUCGUGGCCCAGGAGCGUGAGCACAUCCAGUGCGAUGAAACGGACGGGAAACGCAAAGGAGAGGAGGAAGAAGAGUUGAGCAAAACAACUGGGGUAACGAAAGAGCGGUCAUUGAGGCUGAGACCGGAAAAGGAAGAAGAGGAAGAGCUGAAGAGUGAAGUAAAAAAGCAAAAGAGAAGACUCCUGUCUGAGGAGGAACUGGCCAGAAAGGAAGAGGAGGAGGCUGAGCGCCGAGUGAGGGAGAAAGAAAAGACAAUACUUUUGUAUAGGGGGAAAUUGCAGCGAGAGGAAGAGGAGGAGGCGAUGAAAUUAAUGAGGGAGAAGGAGAAAAGAAUACAGCUCCUGGAAGCGCUGAGGAAGAAGGAAGAGGAGGAGCUGGAGCGGCUGGAAAGGGAGAUGGAGAAACUCUGUAUGGGAGUGGAUCGAGCAAAGAAGGGAAAAGAGGUGAGUGCACUCUUUUGCCAGGAGGAGCUGAUGGGACAGGAAGAGGGGCGAGCAGAGCAGUUCCGCAGGGGAAAGGCGCUGAGAAUGCGCCGCCACCAGGAGCACUUGAGCAAAGAGGAAGUCAAGGAAAUGGAGCAAUUGAGGGUUGAGAAGGACGUAGGACUUUGCCCACGAAAGGAGGAGAUCAGGAGAGAGGAAGAGAAGGAGGCAACGCAACUGAUAGUGGACAAGGAGACAAGAAUACCGCUCCGCCGACAAGCACUGAGAAGGAAGGAAGAGGAGGAGCCGGAGCCUUUAGAAAGGGAGACGAAGCCAAGAACACAUCUCCACAAGGAGAAACUCGGUCCAGGUUUCCAGGGACCAGAAAGGGGAAAAGAGUCGGGGACACACUUCUGCCUGGAGAAGCUGACUGGAAAGAAAGAGGAGGAAGAGGAGCAGUCAAAGAGGACAAAGGAGAUGACAACGCAUCCCCGCCACGAGCGGUUGGGCAAAGAGGACGAGGAUGUAGAGCAGUCGAGGAAGGAUCAAGAUAUAGGACUUUGGCGACACAAGGAGGAGCUGAUGAAAGAGGAAAAGGAGGAGCUUGCGCGACUGAAGAGAGCGAAAGAGACAAGAAUUUGUCGACGCAAAGUGGAGCUGAGAAGAGAGGAAGAGGAUGAAGCGGAGCAAUUGAAGCGGGCCAAGGAAAUGAGACUUCAUCUCCGCCGGGAAGAACUGAGGAAAGCGGAGGAAGAGGAAGAGGAAUGGUUAAAGAGCGAAAUGGACAUUCGAAAAUGUCUCCUCCAGGAGGAGUUUGAGCGAUUUGAAAAGGAGGCCGAGCAGUCAAUGAGGGAAAAGCAGAGGAGGAUGCAAGCCUGCCUGGAGGAGCUGAUGAAAGACGAAGAGGAGGAGGUCGCGCAAUUGAAGAAGGAGACGGAGAGAAGAAUCGGUCGCUGCCUGGAAGAACUGAGGCGAGACAAGAAGGAGGAAGCGGAACGGUUGAAGCGAGAGAAGGAGAGGAGAAUGCAGCGCCACCUGGAGGAACUCCAGAGAGAGGAGGAGGAGGAGGAGGUAGAGAUGUUGAAGAGGGACAAGGAGGACAGAUUUGAUAUUUGCCAGGAACAACACAUGAGAGAAAAGGAGGAAGGGGCGGAAGAGUUGAAGAAAUACUUGGACGCCAGCAAAUGUCUCCUCGAGGAGGAAGACCAGGCUGAGCAAAUGAAGAGGGAACGGGCCUUACGCCAACAAGAGGACCUCAAAAGACAUGAAGAGGAAGAGGAGCAAACGGAGAGCGAGAGAAGAACACAGCUCCAUCUUGAGGAACUGACGAGCGACAAAGAGGAGAAUGAGCAAUUCAUGACAGGACAGGACUUGAGAAACUCUCUCUUCCAGGACGAACUUAGCAGCGAGGCGGAAGAGGUGGCGUGGCUAAGGAGGGGCAAGGAGAUGAGAAUCAGACUUUAUCAGGAGGGCCUGUGGCGAGAGGAAGAAGAGGAGAUCGAAUUCUUGAAGAGACAACGGAUGAGGCGAAUAUGUCUUCACCAGGAGGCGCUGAGAAGAGAAGAAGAAAAAGAAGUGGAGCAGUUAAAGAGGAAAAGGCAGACGAGAAUGCGUGUCUGCCAAGAGGAACUGAGAAGAGAAGAAGUGAAUGACUUGGAGAAUUUAAGAAGGGAAAAGGCAAAGAGAACACAUCCCCUCCUGAAGGGACUGCAGGAAGAGGAAAGGGAGCAAUUGAAGAGGAUGAGAAAAAACCUCCAUGAGCUGUUAAAGGUGGAGAUGCAGCUCCAUCUGGAGGAACUGAUGAGAGAAGAGGAUGAGGCAGAGCAAUCGAAGACAGGGAAGACAAACUCGUGGCUCUGCGGGAAGGGGCGGAGCACAGAAGACGCAGCAGAAGGGCAGUUGAUGAGGCAAACGGAGACACAAAAGAUGCUCCGUGAAGACCGACCGAGAAGUCAGGAUGAGGGGAUCGGGUGCCUAAAGACGGAGGUGAGAAUGUCGCUCUGCCAGAAGGAGGUGAAGACAGAAGAGGAUGACGCUGAGAAAGUCAAGAGAGAGGAGACAAAAUUAUCGCUACGCCACAAGACAGACAUAGAAGCAAAAGGACCGUUCGGGAGGGAAAUUGAGACCCAAACAAUGCGCCGUGAAGACCGACCGAGAAGUGAGGAUGGGGAGCUAGGGUGCUCGAAAAGGGAGAGGAUCAGAAUGUCACUUUGCCUGGACGAGGCAACGAAAUUGAACAGAGAGAAGACAAAAUCGGAGCGGAGCACAGAAGAAGAAGUGGACGGGCAGUUUAUGAAGGAAAUUGAGACCCAAACAAUGCUCCGUGAAGAUGAGCCGAGAAGUGAGGAUGACGAGGUGAAGCGCUUGAAAGGGGAGAAGAUCAGAAUGUUGCGUGACCACAAGGAGCCAAGAGAAGAGGAUGAGGCAGAGGAAUUGAAGGGAAAGGAGACAAAAUCGUGGCUAAGCCAGAAGGAGUGGAGCACAGAGGAAGAUGCAGGAGGACUGUUUAGGAGGGAAAUCGAGACGCAAACAAUGCUUCGUGAAGAUAAACUGACAAGUGAAGAUGAGGAGGGAGAGUGCUUGAAGAGUGAGAGGAGAAGGUCGCAUCGCCAGGAGGAGCCGAGGAGAGAAGAGGACGAGGCAGAGAAACUGAAGAGAACCGAGACAAAAUUGUGCCUACGCCAAAAGGGGCGCAGCACAGAAGAAGAAGAGAAAAGGGUGUUGGGAAGGGAAAUGGAGACACAAACAAUGCUACGUGAAGAUGAACUGAGAAGUGAGGACAACCAAUUGAAGAGGGAGAAGGCCAGAAUUGCUCUCCGCCAGGAGGAGCCAAGAGAAGAGGAUGAGGCAGAGAAAUUGAAAAGAAAGGAGACAAAAUCGGGCCAAUGCCGGAAGGAGCGGAGCACAGAAGAAGAAAUGGACGGCCAGUUUAUGAAGGAAAUUGAGACCCAAACAAUGCUCCGUGAAAACGGACUGAGAGUUGAGAAUGAGGAGGUAGAGUGCUUGAAUAAAGAGAUGAGAAUGUUGCAUCGCCAUGAGGAGCCGAGGAGAGAAGAGGACGAGGCAGAGAAACUGAAGAGAACCGAGACAAAAUCGGGCCAACGCCAGAAGGAGCGGAGGACAGAAGAAGAAGAGAAAAGGGUGUUGGGAAGGGAAGUGGAGACACAAACAAUGCUCCGUGAAGACAAACUGAGAAGUGAGGACAACAAAUUGAAGAGGGAGAAGGCCAGAAUUGCUCUCCGCCAGGAGGAGCCAAGAGAAGAGGAUGAGGCUGAGAAAUUGAAAAGAAAGGAGACAAAAUCGGGCCAAUGCCAGAAGGAGCGGAGGACAGAAGAAGAAGAGAAAAGGGUGUUGGGAAGGGAAAUGGAGACACAAACAAUGCUCUGUGAAGAUGAACUGAGGAGUGUGGAUGAGGAUGUAGAGUGCUUGAAGAAAGAGAUGAGAAUGUUGCGUCGCCAAGAGGAGCCGAGGAGACAAGAGGACGAGGCAGAGAAACUGAAGAGAACCAAGACAAAAUUGUGCCUACGCCAAAAGCGGCGGAGCACAGAAGAAGAAGAGGAAAGGGUGUUGGGAAGGGAAAUGGAGACCCAAACAAUGCUCCCUGAAGACGAACUGAGAAGUGAGGACAAUAAAUUGAAGAGGGAGAAGGCCAGAAUUGCUCUCUGCCAGAAAGAGCCAAGAGAAGAGGAUGAGGCUGAGAAAUUGAAGAGAACCGAGACAAAAUCGGGCCAACGCCAGAAGGAGCGGAGGACAGAAGAAGAAGAGAAAAGGGUGUUGGGAAGGGAAAUGGAGACACAAACAAUGCUCCGUGAAGAUGAACUGAGAAGUGAGGACAACAAAUUGAAGAGGGAGAAGGCCAGAAUUGUUCUCCGCCAGGAGGAGCCAAGAGAAGAGGAUGAGGCUGAGAAAUUGAAGAGAACCGAGACAAAAUCGGGCCAACGCCGGAAGGAGCGGAGCACAGAAGAAGUGGACGGCCAGUUUAUGAAGGAAAUUGAGACCCAAACAAUGCUUCGUGAAGACGGACUGAGGAGUGUGGAUGAGGAGGUAGAGUGCUUGAAGAAAGAGAUGAGAAUGUUACGUCGCCAGGAGGAGCCGAGGAGAGAAGAGGACGAGGCAGAGAAACUGAAGAGAACCGAGACAAAAUUGUGCCUACGCCAAAAGGGGCGCAGCACAGAAGAAGAAGAGGUAAGGGUGUUGGGAAGGGAAAUGGAGACCCAAACAAUGCUCCCUGAAGACGAACUGAGAAGUGAGGUCAACAAAUUGAGGAGGGAGAAGGCCAGAAUUGCUCUCCGCCAGGAGGAGCCAAGAGAAGAGGAUGAGGCUGAGAAAUUGAAGAGAAAGGAGACAAAAUCGGGCCAAUGCCAGAAGGAGCGGAGGACAGAAGAAGAAGAGAAAAGGGUGUUGGGAAGGGAAAUGGAGACACAAACAAUGCUCCGUGAAGAUGAACUGAGAAGUGAGGACAACAAAUUGAGCAGGGAGAAGGUCAGAAUUGCUCUCCGCCAGGAGGAGCCAAGAGAAGAGGAUGAGGCUGAGAAAUUGAAGAGAACCGAGACAAAAUCGGGCCAACGCCAGAAGGAGCGGAGCACAGAAGAAGAAGAGAAAAGGGUGUUGGGAAGGGAAAUGGAGACACAAACAAUGCUCUGUGAAGAUGAGCUGAGGAGUGUGGAUGAGGAGGUAGAGUGCUUGAAGAAAGAGAUGAGAAGGUCGCAUCGCCAGGAAGAGCCGAGGAGAGAAGAGGACGAGGCAGAGAAACUGAAGAGAACCGGGACAAAAUCGGGCCUACGCCAAAAGGGGCUGAGCACAGAAGAAGAAGAGGUAAGGGUGUUGGGAAGGGAAAUGGAGACCCAAACAAUGUUCCGUGAAGACGAACUGAGAUGUGAGAAUGAGGAGGUAGAGUGCUUGAAAAGGGACAUGAUCAGAAUGUCACUUUGCCCGGAUGUGCCAAGAGAAGAGGACGGGGCAGAGCAAUUGAAGAGAACGGAGAUAAAAUCACGGCUACGCAAGGAUGAAGAAGCAGAAGGGCACUUGAUGAGGAAAAUGGAAACGCAAACGAUGCUCUGUGAAGAUAAACUGAGGAAUGACGAAGAGGAGGCACGGCGCUUGAAGUGCGAGACCAUGAGAAUGUCGCUCCGCCAGGGGGGGCUAAGAAGUGAAGAUGAGCCAUUGAAGAGGGACAAGCUCAAAUGGUCCCCCCAGCAGGAGCUGAGGAGGAAGCAAGAGGAGGAAGGACUGAAGGAGGAGAUGGAGGUAAGAGCAACGCUCCACCGGGAGGGGUCGAGGAGAGAGGAUGAUGAGAUGGAGGAAAGGGAGACAAACCUCAAUCUCAACAAAGAAGUCACGUGCGCUGAAGAAGAGCAGGAGAAGAAGAGAUUGCAGAAUUUCCCGGAGGCGCUGAGUACGGAGGAGGAGGAGGACGAGGACGAGGACGAGGACGAGGAGGACGAGGAGGAGGAGGAGGAGGACGAGGAGGAGGACGAGGAGGAGGAAGAGGAAGACGAGGAUGAGGAUGAGGAUGAGGAGGAGGAGGAGGACGAGGAGGAGGAGGUGGAAAGCUUAAAGAGGGAGAAGGAAAAAGGGGUGUAUCUCCGGCAAGAAGAAUUGCAAAAAGAAGAGGAUGAGAUGAACCAAAACCCAAGGGAGCUGAGAGAAGAUGAAGAAGAGGACGAGGAGCUGGAAUUUUUCAAGAGACAAAAGCAGAGAGGAAUUUGCCUCUGCACUGAAGAACUGAAGAGGGAGGAAGAAGAGGAAGUGGAGCAGCUACAGAGAGAAAAGGAGAUAAGAAUGCGCAACUACGAGGAGGAGCUCAGAAGAGAAGAAGAAAAGGAGGCGGACCAUUUAAAGAGAGAAAAAGAGCGGAGAAUACAUCUCCUCCAGGAAGAGCUAAGGGUAGAGGAACAGGAGGAGGCCGAGGGAUUAAAGAGGGACAAGAAGAAGCGAAUGAGUCUCCUCCAUGCGGAGAUGGAGAAAGAGGAAGAGACUGAGCGAUUGAAGUGGGGAAAUGAGAGGAGAGCGUGGCUCCACCAGGACGAACAGAGCAAACAUGAAGAGGAGGAGCAGUUUAAGAGGGCUGAGGAGAAAAGAAGGAGUCGCUACCUGGCGGAAAAGGAGACGGCAGACCCUUUCGAGAUGGGAAAGGAGACGAGAACGCAGCUUCACCAGAGGAGAGAGGAAAGAGCUGAGCUGGAACAACUAAGGGAGGAAAAAGACAAGACCAUCGAUCAUCUCCAGGAGGAGCUUCUUAGAGAAGAGGAGGAAAUGUUGCAUCGGGACAAGGUAAAGACAACUCCUCACUGCCAGGAAACACUGAGGGAAGGCGAAGAAGAGGAGGUUGAGCGCCUCAAAAGCGAGAGGGAGAAGAGCCGAGAGGAAUUGACGCGAGAGGAAGAUGAGGGAGCAGAACAGUUAAAGAUAGAAAAGCAAAAUCGAAUGAGUCGUCUCCAGGAUGAGCUGAAGAGAGAGACGGAGGAGUUGAUUGACAAAUUGAAGGCUCAGAAGCAGAGGAGAAUGCGUCUCCGACAAAUCGACCUGUGGGGAGAAGAGGAGGAGUGGAAACUCAAGAUUGAGUAUAAGGAAAGGCUGAGGGCUUUGCGCCAGAGUCUCCUGGCCAAGAGGAGGGACGAGGAGAUCUUGUUGGACGACGUGUUUGAGCAGAAGGACAAAUUAACAGAAUGUGUCCACAUGGAGAGAGAGGAGGAACAACUGAAGAGCAGGCAGGACCGUGAAGCCGCCCAAAGAGCACUUCACCUUGCACUUGAAGAAGAACGGGAAGCUGAACACGAUAGGCUGAAGGCUCGAUUCCUGAAGCGUCUGAAGGCCGGGUCCGUAGACGAGCUGCAUGCACUGAGAACAGGACCGCAGGAAGGCAGGGGGGAGAACCUGAAGUUUCUGACGCCAGAGCAGGCACGAGAGAAGACUCUGGAUUCGGGCUUCCGCGGCACUUUUCGCCCGCCGAAUGGAGCAGCUCCGGAGCCCCAACAUGAGAUAUUCGGCGCUUUCAUCCCGAUUCCUCAGAGGACGAACAGCGGCCAUUUGUCAGCCUACCCGGCGGCCGCGCGUCCCUCGUCGGGUACUCCGGAGUCACUGUUCUGUCACCCGAGAGCAACGGCGCCCGUGGACCCGUUCACCACCACGUCCCUGAGAGAAACCUACCUUGCCAAUCCUCCCGCUGGGUACUGCGAUCAGCUGGGCCUCAACAAAUUCAACGAGAUCACCGUUUAUCGUUUCCAAAGACAAAAUGCACAAUGGACGCCUUCUGUACACAUGUGAAGACACCGUCUACGAAUAAAUCGCUUCUACAUUU